UACGACUUCCUGUUUCAAACUAAAUGUAAACAGUCGAGGAAGUGGGCUGGUUGUUAUUGUGGUCGUUUUUUUCUUGCAGAAAGAGAAGAAAUAUUAAAUUAAGUUACUCGAGUUGCAUUAUAUACGGUUGGACGUCACCAUCAGCUGACGAGCAACAUCUGUGCAAGAAUGAUGUUUUUCUGAGGACUAGGCUGAAACAACAUCAAGAUUGAUAUAUGGUCAGACUUCCAUUUGAAUAAAUCUAGUGGACUAGUAGUGAGAUAUAAGCAAAGAUGAAGUUUGCGGAACAUCUUGGCGCCCACAUCACCCCUGAGUGGAGGAAACAGUACAUCCAGUAUGAGUUGAUGAAAGAAAUGCUGUACGAUGCGCAAGAGCAGGCUCCUUCUGCAGAGGUGACUGACUCAAACACAAUACAGCGCUACUUUGCCAGGUUUGCGGAAAAGUUUUUUCAGUUUUGUGAUACUGAGCUGUCGAAAAUCAACACCUUCUUCCUAGAGAAACUGUCAGAGGCCAACAGGAAGUACGCCAACUUGAAGGCGGAGCUGCAGGUGUUCCUGACACACCACCAGCACCACCAGCGACACACACAGCUACGACGACGUCGCACCAGCGUGGCCAACUUACAGCUCUUCAAGGACAAAGAGGUGAAAGGUCAGGCCAUGUCCUCCAUGCGGAAGCUGCACGACCUGAAGCUGGCCUUCUCCGAGUUCUACCUGAGCCUGGUCCUACUGCAGAACUACCAGACGCUCAACUUCACCGGAUUCCGGAAGAUUCUCAAGAAGCACGACAAGAUGUUGCAGACGACCCACGGGGCAGAGUGGCGGCAGGCACACGUGGAGACUGCUCCGUUCUACACCAACAAGGAAGUGGACCAUCUCAUCAAGGAUGUGGAGCAAAGUGUGACCAGUGAGCUGGAGGGAGGUGACCGCUCCAAAGCCAUGAAGAGACUCCGGGUGCCCCCUCUUGGUGAUGAGCAACAUCCGUGGACCAACUUCAAGAUGGGUCUGUUCAUCGGCAUGUUUAUGGUCCUGAUCAUUGUGAUCAUUGUGUCAGCAAACUUCGUUGACCGCUCGGCUGACUGGGAGGCCGCCCUACAGAUGUACCGGGGCAUGUUCCUCAUCAUCUUUGACCUUUUCCUCCUGGGGGUCAACACCUACGGCUGGAGGUCAUCGGGGGUCAAUCACGUGCUCAUCUUUGAAAUCGAUCCUCGUAAUCAUCUGUCGCACGCUCAGCUUUUGGAGCUUGCUUCUUUCCUGGGAGUGAUCUGGGCAUUCAGCGUGCUGGCGUACCUGUACAGCGAGUUUAUCGGGUUACCUCCCAUGUCCAUGCCCCUGGCUCUGGCUGGCUUCCUCAUCCUCGCGCUGAUCAACCCACUCAAGUUCUUCUACUACCGCGCCCGCAUGUGGCUGCUCCGCAUUCUGUACCGCAUCUUCACGGCACCGUUCCACCACGUGGGGUUCGCCGACUUCUGGCUGGCGGACCAGCUCAACAGCCUGGCCACGGUGCUGCUGGACUUUGAGUUCCUCAUCUGCUUCUACGCCUUCGAGGUGGACUGGCUCGGGGAAAACCGCAAGGCUGUGUGCAAUAGGAACAUCUACGGCAUCCGCGCCAUCAUCACCUGCCUUCCCGCCUGGUUCCGCUUCGCCCAGUGUCUGCGGCGUUACCGCGACACCAAGCUCAAGUUCCCGCACAUCGUGAAUGCUGGGAAGUACUCCACCACCUUCUUCGUCGUCCUCUUCUCCACACUCUACAAGAUCCAAGUCGAGCUGUACGGUGACGACUACCGCCAGUCGUCCGUGUUCUUCUACCUGUGGGUGGGCUCGGCUGUCAUCAGCUCCUGCUACACCUACACCUGGGACAUCAAGAUGGACUGGGGGCUCAUGGACCGCAAUGCCGGCGACAACCGCUUCCUGCGGGAGGAAGUCGUCUACGCAUACAAGGCCUACUAUUACUUUGCGAUGGCGGAAGACUUUGUGCUGCGGUUCCUGUGGACCCUGAGUGUGUCUGUGGGGGAAGGGCAGCUGUACAACAGCACCAUUCUCAAGACUUUGUUUUCCUGUUUCGAGGUGUUCAGGAGGUUUGUGUGGAACUUUUUCCGUCUGGAGAACGAACAUCUGAACAACUGCGGUCAGUUCCGCGCCGUGCGAGACAUCUCCAUCGGGCCGAUCGACUCGAACUACGAGCAGCAGCUGCUGGACGUGAUGGACGACGAGGACGGCUCCAACUGGAGGCUGCACGACAAGCGCCGCGGGGGACUGAGGAUGUACAAAGAAUCUCGCCUGUUCAUCGACGACGAUGACGAGAGAGUUCCAUUGGUCAACGGCAGCAAACAGCUGAAGCGAAUCUGAGAGAAAGGAAGGGACAGAGAGAGGGAAGCCGGGGGCGGGGGAGGAAAGGAAAGACACUUGUGCUGGAUGCAGGGAUGCCUAUUUUCCAUAAGUUCCCCCCUUUUUUUCUGUUAUUUUCACUGGAAGAACAGUUGUUAUUUUCUGCAUUUCGUUUUCUGUUUAAUCCCUUUUUAGCUAUUUUCUGUGGGACCCCCUAAUAGCUAUGUCUUUUUGUUUUCAGUUGCGACUUUGUCAAUUUUCUGUUAUUUUCAACAACAUUUCAGUUUCAGUGGCAUUAUCCCUGUGAAUGUGUUUGGUCAUGCUGAUUUGCAAUUAAUGUGAAGGGUGCUGACAAAAAUGAGUUACUUCUCGGAUUUGAGACCUAAGGAAAUAAAUGCGCCUCGCUUAUAAGUUAAGUUUUUACAAUUUAUAAGUAUGAAAUAAUAAAAGGCUUAUUGUACUUAAAUUUAAAGAAUAUGGCAUCAAUAGAAAAUUAUCUACAAAUUUAACCCUAGUUUCUAUUUCUGGCCAAUACCUCCAUUUGUGGAUUGGGAGAAGUAACUCUUUGUCAGCACGUCACACAAUGAAUAAUUUUCCCUUGAGACAUUGUAGGUGGUUGGGUGAGUGGGUAGUUGGCGGGUGCUCUGGUGUGGUUUGCUUCUUUUUUCCUAUCAAAUGUCUGUCGUCCUUAUCUCCCCUUCUUCUUUUUUAUGUUUGUUACUCUCUUGUGACACCUCUAAUCUUCUGGAGCUCAUAUGACCUUAUGCAGUUGCGAGCGCCGUAAAACCUCUACUAAAACUAACUUAAGAGACAUUGUAUAUUAAUGUGGAGCAGUAUUGUGGUUCUCUUUCCGUGCCGAUGCCGUCACAGAAUUGGUCGCUUUUAAGCGCAAGGGGGCUAUCCCGAAAAAUGAUGUUUUGAGAAAAUCGAA
Messenger RNA from Aplysia californica (California sea hare), 3258 nucleotides. Its product is annotated as xenotropic and polytropic retrovirus receptor 1 homolog. Bases 273 to 2348 code for a protein of 691 amino acids. Gene Ontology annotation, molecular function: inositol hexakisphosphate binding. The record is from RefSeq and is a predicted model, not a curated record. The transcript is spliced from 17 exons. Lineage: Eukaryota; Metazoa; Mollusca; Gastropoda; Aplysiida; Aplysiidae. Gene Ontology annotation, cellular component: Golgi apparatus; plasma membrane; cytoplasm. Gene Ontology annotation, biological process: cellular response to phosphate starvation; phosphate ion transport.